GCCUGCGCUCGCGAGCCCACACAGCGCAGUAAAGCAGCUGCAGGUAUAGCGGUGAGUCUCGCGAACGGCAAAGGGAUACACGGUUAACCAGCUAAAGGACGGACAGCGCCAUUUAUGCUGAGACUUUACACCCUGCUGAAGGACAGCCAGAGGGGUUACGAAAGGAUUACCUACUGUUUCUGCAACAACUCUGCAUCUCAAGAAUGAUGUCCUCGUGAUGCCCUCGUGGAAAAAUUUUUGAGCCGCUUUCAUGGUCCUUCUCCAGGUACAUAUCCAAUACAUGUGCAUUCCAGAGGCCCACCUUGGCAGCUAGAGGAGAGGUUGGCCUCAGUCACCAUGACAUCGUUGCCACGGAAUCUAGUUUCCCUGGCUGUGUCUGGCCUUUUCCUCUGUCUGCUCUCUUUUGGCAUCCCUGCUGUGUUCUCCCAAAAGCCCACAUCUCCCACAGAGUCCAGCCCAAGCUUACAACCACAGAGCAAGCCAGAGUGUACCCACCAAGAACACCCUAUUAUCUCUAUUCAAGCAUUAAGCCCUUGGAUUUCCAUUUUCUCCCACCCUGGUGUACGAGACUACUCCCAACUCACUCUUGAUCUGACCAGGAAUGAGCUAAUAGUAGGGGCAAGAAACUACCUCUUUCGACUGAACUUAAGCAACAUUUCACUUAUCCAGGCGACAGAAUGGGGCCCAGACGAAGACACCAGGAGGUCCUGUCAAAGCAAAGGGAAGACGGAGGCGGAGUGUCAAAACUACAUUCGAGUACUUCUGGUUAACAAGACCGAGGUCAUGUCCUGUGGCACCAACGCUUUCCAGCCUCUGUGCAUCACCAGAGAAGUGGGGAAUAUGAGCAGAAUAUUGGAACGGGUGAAUGGCGUAGCACGCUGCCCCUAUGACCCUCGCCAUAACUCUACGGCGGUUGUGACAGACAGCGGAGAGCUGUACGCUGCAACAGUCAUCGACUUCUCUGGCCGGGACCCAGUCAUAUACCGCAGCCUGGGAAACAUGCCUCCUCUGAGGACCGCCCAGUACAACUCCAAAUGGCUCAAUGAGCCUCAGUUCAUCUCAGCCUAUGAUAUUGGACUCUUCACAUUCUUCUUCUUGAGGGAGAAUGCAGUGGAGCAUGACUGUGGGAAGACGGUGUACUCUCGGGUGGCGCGCGUCUGUAAGAAUGACAUUGGUGGCCGCUUCCUGCUUGAGGAUACGUGGACCACUUUCACCAAGGCUCGGCUGAACUGCUCCCGCUCUGGAGAGAUCCCCUUCUACUACAAUGAGCUCCAGAGCACUUUCUACCUGCCUGAGCAGGAUCUCAUCUAUGGCAUCUUUACUACCAAUGUGAACAGUAUAGCUGCAUCAGCAGUUUGUGCAUACAACCUAAGUGCCAUCACACGUGCGUUCAAUGGGCCGUUCCGCUCCCAGGAGAACCCACGGUCCACCUGGCUGCCAACUCUUAACCCCAUCCCCAACUUCCAGUGUGGUACCAUCGAGGACGAGGGGCCUAAUGAAGGCCUAACCGAACGCAGCCUGCAGGAUGCUCAGCGACUCUACCUCAUGAAUGACGUGGUACAGCCUGUGUCUGUAAACCCACUGGUGUGGCAGGAUAAUGUGCGCUUCUCCAAGCUAGUGGUGGACAUUGUGCAGGGCCAAGACACGCUGCACCAUGUCAUGUACAUUGGCACAGAGUAUGGGACCAUUCUGAAGGCUCUGGCCACCACCAAUAAGAGUCUACAAGGCUGUUAUUUGGAGGAGAUGCAGCUCCACCCCCCUGGUGUAAAGGAGCCAAUCCUGAGUCUCCAGAUUCUCCAUGGCGACAGGACUCUCUUUGUGGGUCUGAAUGACCGAGUGCUAAAAAUUCCUCUGGCUAGAUGCUCCAGCUAUAAAACAGAACAGAUGUGUUUGGGUGCCAGAGACCCAUAUUGUGGUUGGGACAGGAAGCAGCGACGCUGCACAACAAUUGAGGAUAGCUCCAACAUGAGCCAAUGGUUCCAGAACAUCACUGCAUGCCCACUGCGGAAUCAGACCACAGAUGGUGCCUAUGGGCCCUGGACUCCAUGGCAGCCUUGCAGUCACGAUGACGGGGAUGGCACCAGUGCCUGCCUUUGUCGUUCUAGGGCAUGUGACAGCCCUCCUCCCCUCUGUGGGGGGAAAAUGUGUGAGGGUCCUACCAUUGAAGUGGCCAACUGCUCAAGGAAUGGUGGCUGGACUCCCUGGUCAUCAUGGGGUCAGUGCAGCACCAGCUGCGAGAUUGGCUUCGAGGUGCGCCAAAGGUCCUGCAACAACCCCUCGCCCAGACACGGUGGCCGAGUGUGUGUGGGCCAAGCCAGAGAACAGAGAUUCUGCAAUGAGAAGGUUUCCUGCCCUCAGCCUGUUUUCUGGUCGUCGUGGUCACCCUGGUCUAAGUGCAGUGCUGAAUGUGGGGGAGGAGUGCACUCUCGCUCCAGGAAUUGUGAGAAUGGAAACAGCUGUCCAGGCUGUGCACUGGAAUACCAGGCCUGUAAUCUGGAGUCAUGUCCUGAGGUGAGGCGGAACACUCCUUGGACACCAUGGGUGCCAGUCAAUAUAACUCAAGGUGGUGCACGCCAGGAGCAGAGGGUGCGCUACAUUUGCCGGGCACAGCUGGCAGAUCCGCAUGAACUCCAGCUGGGUAAAAGGAAGGUGGAGACGCGCUUCUGUCCCAACGAUGGCACUGUCACCUGUGACACAGACUCUCUUGUGGAUGAGCUACUCAGGACUCCUGGGGUGAGACUCACAGGCUCCAGCUGGUCAUUAUGGGAGUCAUGGACUGCGUGCAGUCAGGAGUGUGCUAAAGGCUAUCGCUCCCGAAAACGCACCUGCACUGGCAUGGACGGCAAGAAUUCUCCCAACGCCUGCAGAGGCUCUCCUGUAGAGUACCAGGACUGCAAUCCCCAGCCAUGUCCUGUGAAAGGUGCCUGGUCUUGCUGGUCGUCAUGGUCACAGUGUACGGUGCCCUGCGGUGGCGGGCACUACCAGCGGACACGCACAUGCACAAGCCCCGCGCCCGCCCAUGGAGGGGACAUCUGCAUCGGGCUGCAUACAGAGGAGGCUCUGUGCAACACACACACCUGCCAGGGUGGCUGGAUGGCCUGGACCUUGUGGUCUGCAUGUGAUGAUCUGGGCCUACAGUCACGCACUCGGGUGUGUGGGAAUCAGGGUUCUCCAUGUGUGGGGAACAGCACCCAGUACAGAGACUGCAACGAGAUACCCGUGAUUUUACCUGCAUCUGGCUAUGAUAAAGACCAGCAGUGUGGGGGGUUCACACUGUUGCAUCUGAUAGCGACAGGUGUGUCAUGUUUUCUGGGAGCAGGCCUGUUGUCAUUCCUAGUAUAUGUCUACUGUCAGCGCUUCCACAAACCCUCACAGGAGUCAGCUGUGAUCCACCCUACCACCCCUAACCACCUCAGCUACAAGGGCAACACCACGCCAAAGAAUGAGAAAUACACACCCAUGGAGUUCAAGACACUAAACAAGAACAACCUACUGCCAGAUGAACGACCCAACUUCUUUCCUUCACAAAUCCAGCAGACGAAUGUCUACACCACCACCUAUUACCCCACACCACUGGGAAAGUAUGACUAUCGGCCUGACUCCUCCCCCUCUCCCUGCAGAACCUACAACCCCAGCUGAGACACGUGUCCCACCCCUUAGCUAUAUUGCCAUGGUGAUGGGGAAUACUGACAGUCCGGAGCUUUUUCGUAAACUCUUACCAUGCGCUCCACCCAUGCAUUCUUGGCACCUGAUGUGCAUAGGUGCUCCUCUGGAUCAUUUCACAUGACUCCUCACACUCCCACCAUGGAGGAUAUGAGCAUGUCAUAUAAAUCACAGCUAAUGGUGUUUUAGAUGGUAUUCCUUCCUUGGGAAUGUGUACAAUUGUGUAGCUACACUGAUGUCAAUUAUUUAAAUCUCGAUCUCUGAGAAACUCAAGAUAUCUUUAAUCUUAACAGAAAAGGGUUUCUGGCUAAAUGAAAGAGGACCUCUAUUUAAGCUGACUCCACACUCUCCAAUCUAGAAAACCUCUUAUGUGAAUUCCAAAAUGGGCAAGUUCAAGACUCCACACUGGCAAACAUUGCACCAAGGAAAGGAGCAAAAAGAAAUACGGUUAAAGAAAGGAAUGAACAGAACCUGUUAGUUCUAUGUAACAAGGCCCAAAAACGCACUGUAGGCUGUGGGUCUACAGUUCUCACCAUCUCACAACUAAUGCACUGUUAAAAGACAUGCAAUGCUGAUAUUAUUACAUGGACAACAAUGAACCUGCUUGGUCAGGAAAUCAGUAUGGCAAAGUCUGCAACCCAUCUAUGAGAAAGUGCAGAGGAUGGAGUCCAAUGUGCCACUGUUCAGUAGAGUUUGGAGAAGAAGCAAUAGGAUUGUAACUGGUGCCACUGGGCUUUAAAGACCACUAUUACCUUCCAGUCUCUGCCGUGUUGGACCUUGGAUAUAUCAUAAGAACACAUACUUCUGAAUUCUGAAUACUUGGUUUGCCUUGAUGGUUGUAUCAAAUACGAAAUGUUUGGACAAUUUUUUUUAAUAUGAAACAUUAUAGAAAAAAAUGAUAGCUUGGCACUUUUUAAAAUAUUAUUUUAAAGAUGGAAUUAUUUGACAGUUGUUUGGAAAUGAAGUAGGAUAGAUGAAUAUUAGGGUUUAUUUAAAGAAUUCACACUUUGAUGGGAUAUACUGAUUUUGGUCAUUUUCUUAUAUUUAGAUGUAUUAUUUUGUACUCUUUAUAGAAUUAACCAUCAUUAUCAUUAUUUUUUAAAUAUGGCAUUAAUUUAUACAGCAUUAAUUAUACUAUCGAAUAUCCAUCAUUUGUUCUUCAAGCUCUUACAGCAGUGAUUCAAAUAUUUCAUCACAUCUAGCACAUUUUCCCUACCAUAAUUUGACAUUAUAACUGUGCACACAUACAGUAAGCAUUUGUAUGUGUGUAUGUGUCUUAAAAGGAAUGACCAAACUCAAAUUUGUACAGUGUUAAAGGAGUUAAUGAAGCAGGAAUGCACAUUCUUUAAUUUUUAAUAUCUCAUUCAUUGUAUUCAGUAUCUGAUGCACUCUUCAGUUCUACAUGAACAAACAACAAAAAAGGGAAAAGAACAUGGGGAAUCUUGUUGGGGUAUGAUAUUAUUUAAAGUAAACUCGGUUUGUUAAGGGGCAUUCAAGAACAAAGCUAUUUUUAUUAUGCUCGUCAAUGGAAUGCUGCCAGUGGUGACCUUUAGUUAAGCUAAGCACGAGUGCUUGAUUUGUACAUAGGUAAUGCCCCACUAUGACACAUAAAAGUUAGUGUAAUGUACAUGUAUAUUGUAAAGCUAACACUUUUUUUUACAGGCCUUAUAGUUGUAAAAUAGUAUGUGCAGCAUCUGUGUAUAUACCAACUAUAGGCACGGUGUGGGGAUGGAGCUUCUCAAUGAGUCUAGUGCUCCUGCUCUGUGGGAGUCAACCAGAACUCCUCCAAUUCUUGGUAAAAUCCAAUUUAAAAUUUCAUUCACAUCUAUUAUGUGAUCAUACUGUUUAAUUCAGGCACAAAACUACUAGUUUGGUGAAUUGUUUUAGGAGUUUCCAACAUUAUUGCUCACUAAUUUUAAUUUUACAACUUUAAACUUACUUCCAACUGUGGUAUUGCAUCCAAUCCAACAGGAAAAUUUCAUAUUUAUAAGAAUGCCACUAUGCAGAGAUUUAAAGAGUUAUUCUGCUAUACUGAUGUCAUGAGCCAUGUUACCAUAUGCCUCUAUAAAAAUCAAGCGUUAAUUUGCAGCUGUAUAAAAAGGCCUGGAAUGUGCUGUGAUUUCAAUUUACUGCCUACACUACGAGGCUCAGCAGUGUAUCACAUUCACUAGCAGUGUAUUCACAUUCACAUUUCUGUUUAAUAAGAACAAAUUAUUGGUCUCGAUAAAAUAUAUUUUAUAUAUAGGAAUAUGACACCCAUUACCUAAUAUGAAAGCUUCUCAUAUUUGCCCAAUGUAUGGUCUUAUUACUCCCACUCUGACCUCUGGUUUUUAACAGGCAAGGAGCAAGCUGACAAAAUGAGACGCUCCGUCCCCUCAAGGCUUGGUGCCCUUCUAUGCAACUGACCCAUUGGUACUGUUAGAUAUGUGAUGUAGACUGUAAUCACUGCCUUUUAGACACUGUGAAUUUUUGGUACUCUAUAUUUUUGUAUAUUGUACAUUGUAAAUGAUAAUAAACCAUGAUGAUGACUCAAACUAA
This is a messenger RNA of Pangasianodon hypophthalmus (striped catfish), 6201 nucleotides long. RefSeq names its product sema domain, seven thrombospondin repeats (type 1 and type 1-like), transmembrane domain (TM) and short cytoplasmic domain, (semaphorin) 5Ba (gene sema5ba). Gene Ontology annotation, molecular function: semaphorin receptor binding; chemorepellent activity. The record is from RefSeq and is a predicted model, not a curated record. Lineage: Eukaryota; Metazoa; Chordata; Actinopteri; Siluriformes; Pangasiidae. Bases 337 to 3639 code for a protein of 1100 amino acids. The transcript has 24 exons. Gene Ontology annotation, biological process: neural crest cell migration; negative regulation of axon extension involved in axon guidance; axon extension.